CACCGUUCAUGUAAUGACAACGAGCGUCGAUCGACACUCGAUUAAGUGGACUGACUCCCGGAGAUCUUUGGGCGUAAUCAGACGUGUGCAAUCGAGAGCCGGGUGUUAAAAAAAAGAAAAAGAAAAAGGAAGGGACUCAAAACUUUUGUAAAGUAUUUUUCGCAUUCGAGAACAAAACAAAGACUGGUGGGGACGCCUUAUAGACAAUUUGCAGAGUGUUCAAGUAUGUGACCCGUUUUUUAACGACGUGGAGUCGAGUUCAGCCUCCCCGGAGAAAAGAUUUACUAAGGACAGUAAGUUUUCCUCCUUGUCAUCUGAUCGACUAGCGGAAAGAGCACAAACAAUGGCAGAGAGCAACAACAUAGCCAGUUAGCUGCUGGUAUAUAGUAGUUAACUUUGGUCUGAUACGCUUAAACAUGUAGGCCAGGUCGAGAUACACUGUAGCUACUUUCUGACUUUAAUUUUUACUCUGUUCGCCGAUUUAGCUUUGUGGAAAUCGGUUACGCUAACUUCAUCGCUAAAGUUAGGCUCCUUUUGUGCGUAUACGCAUGUGUGCGCGGACUUUAAAUGUUUAAAGAGAAUCAUCGAGGUUUAGGCUACAGAAGCAUAAAAUGACACCCUAAAUGUUACAAAAAGCACUAAAGUGAGCAUCAGGCCACGGGACCUCAGGGUGUAAGAGGCAUCACCAUGGCCCAGUUUAGUAUCGAUGAUGCCUUUGUGUUGGAGGGAGAUGAGGAAGGAGCUGUGUCUGAUGGAGAGACCGAGGGAUGGAAGAGAGGAGACAAGGACAGAGAAGGAGGAGAGAUGACAUUUGGUCCUCUAUCUUUCUCCAAACCUCAGACUCAUCCCCCGCCUGCUGACGCUGGCUCCCCUGAACACAGUAACCUGAAGUAUCAGAAUCUGGAAAAUGAAGACGUCUUAGGCAGCAAUGGCAAUUCCUCCUUCAAUAACUUCUUCAAAAUCAGUGACCCUGCGACCCUGUCUUAUUGCAGCUCCCAGUGGUCCUUCAGUACCUUGAGUUCUGUCACGCAGCUUUCUGCACACUGCUGCGGGUGGGUUUCCCAUCCUCUGGUGAAGAAAAACAGAAGAGUUGUUCUGGCUUCAUUCCUUCUCCUCAUCACUGGAGUUGCUCUUAUUUUCACAGGUGUUGUCAUACAGCUGAAUCCAAAUGCAGGUGUUUCAAGUGCUAUUUUCUUUGUUCCUGGAUUUCUUCUCUUCAUCCCUGGAGUGUACCAUGUGAUAUACAUCAGCUGUGCUGUCCGCGGAAGAAGGGGCUUCAAAUUGUUCUACCUACCUUAUUUUGAAAAAUGAGACACUACAUUUUCACUACAAUUCUUUGUUGUUGUUGUUUUUUUGCCAUCUUAAAAUGAAUUGUAUUUUAUCACUUGUAACAAAGUAUAUUUUGUCACGUUUUUUUUUCAUGUCAUUGUAAUGACCACUACUAAUUCAACCACUCAGCGCCUCGACUAUGUUUCCACUACAUGAACUGAUAUUGCUGUAUGUGUACACACGAAAAAAGAAGGAGAUUGGUCUUGCCUGUGUUUUCUAUGUUGUGUGAAUAAUGACUGUGAAACUACAAUAAAACUUUUGUAUAUUUUAA
Messenger RNA from Centropristis striata (black sea bass), 1600 nucleotides. RefSeq names its product transmembrane protein 134 (gene tmem134). Bases 688 to 1311 code for a protein of 207 amino acids. The record is from RefSeq and is a predicted model, not a curated record. NCBI's taxonomy places the organism in Eukaryota, Metazoa, Chordata, Actinopteri, Perciformes, Serranidae. The transcript is spliced from 8 exons.